Trichobilharzia szidati is the source of this 1772-nucleotide messenger RNA. NCBI's taxonomy places the organism in Eukaryota, Metazoa, Platyhelminthes, Trematoda, Strigeidida, Schistosomatidae. The record is from the annotation of a GenBank genome assembly.
CAGCGACAAAGAAGCUUCAUAAAUUCACUAAAUCAUUGUAUAAAGUAGCUAUGGUAGCAACAGCAACAGCAGAAAAUCGAAAACAAGACUAUGCAUUGGUGACGAAUAAACUUUCUAGGGAAGAAGAAUAUUCUGUUGUGAAUACUAAUUCAUCGUCUAAAAUAACACGAAUACUACCGUCGUCUUUCUUCCAAUCAAAUGCCGCUACAACUAACACUACCACUGCAAAUUCUAAUACCACUGCUACUGCUACUGCUUACAUUCCUCAGUCUACCCAGUUGGUGAUUGAUGAAGAAAAUAAAGAGAAUAUGAUACCGAAAUUGAUAAUUAAAAAUGCAUUUUCAAAUGAAAAGUGUUCAGCAGUGAAGACCAUUACCACGAAUACUGUUACAAGAAGAAGACCACCAACAAGAAUCCCUUUUGGUUAUAUGCACAAUUCAUCUUCGAUGUCUACUCCAUUGCCUUCAAAAUCAUCAGCAGCAGUAUUCUUUGGGGUCUGUUCAAUUCCAACACCACCACCUCCUCUUAUUCCUCUUUUUCCACCACGUCAGAGGAUGAUGACGAACAAUAGUCACCAACAUUCAAAUACUGAGACACAUUCAUGGAAUAAUAACAACCAGUGGCUAUCAUCAACACCCGUAGGAGAACAUAGAAAACAUUUGGAUUCCAGACUGAAUAAUUCUGAUAGUGGAUUUCUCAGCGGUGACAACAGUCAUUCAUCAGGUUUAACAGAUAAUCGAACAAAUCAGUUUGAUAUUGUCAGCGAUGAGUAUACUCGAUUGACAGUAGGAUGUCCUAAACCUUUGGAUACACCGAAUGUUGUUCAUUCUUUAACUGAUUUACUCAUGAAUUCAAGGUCACCACCGUUUGAAAAAUUAGAAGAAAACGAAGAAUAAUAAUAAUAAGAAGAUCGACAACAACAACAACAGCAACGCUUUUCGGCCUUUCGUGUGCCUGUAAAGACUACCACAGACUCUUCAAGCAGCAAUCUCACAUCGAAUUAUUUUCAUCGACAGCAUGACACAAUGACUUUCAAUCCUACCACACCACCACCACCAACAACAAUGACAACAACUCCUACUAAUUUUGUUUCUUGUGAUUCUAACCAUGACACCGUAAAGCCAACAACAACAACAUCGCCACCGAUAUGGAGACCAUAUUUAGACUAGAUUGAAGACUUACCUUAUUUUUUAUAUUAGCGCCAAAAAUCUCUUUUUCCACAUAGCCAUAUACAUACAAUUUUCAUACUGUACAUAAGACUAAUCCAUACAUCAUAAGUAAAUAGAUGUCACUUCAGAACUCACUUAUUACUCAUUAUUACUACACAUUGUAUUCAACAUGAUUUUAGUUUGCUAAUUAUUUUUCGAGAUAAACAGGUUGUAGCCUUCAAAUACAUUGUUAACUACUUUCGAUGUAAUGUGAGUGGUUGAUGUCUGAAAGUGAAGGAGUAUACCUCGGAGUUAAAGACUGGAUGUGAAGUACCGACUUUCGAGUUAGAGUAGGACGUUUCAAUUUCUUGAAGGUAAUCUAAGUAAAAGGAUUAUAAUUCUCCUCUUUUGAAGAAUUUAAUACCUGAAUGGUGUAAAACAGGGAAAAAGGGGUCGGGUUUAACAAUCUACCGAGAUUUUUCAGGUUUGAUCAGUUAUUGAUAUCAGUUGAAGGAGGAGAGUUGAAAAAGAGCCAGGGAUUUCUGGAGAGCUUUUCGUCCUAUUUUGGGACUCGUGGAUGGUACAAGCCCACCAGAGGCAGCAGUUCAAACUCAGUGCCUUCUG